Messenger RNA from Culicoides brevitarsis, 2265 nucleotides. RefSeq names its product ceramide synthase 6. Gene Ontology annotation, cellular component: membrane. The record is from RefSeq and is a predicted model, not a curated record. NCBI's taxonomy places the organism in Eukaryota, Metazoa, Arthropoda, Insecta, Diptera, Ceratopogonidae. Gene Ontology annotation, biological process: ceramide biosynthetic process. The transcript has 5 exons. Gene Ontology annotation, molecular function: DNA binding; sphingosine N-acyltransferase activity. The coding region runs from base 316 to 1530 and encodes 404 amino acids.
ACUUCGUCGAAUAAAUUGUGUUUUUUCGCGUGUGUUGCUUCUGUUGCUUUUCCCGUAUCUCUCUCUCUGAUAUCAGGCGUUAUCGGUGCACCAUGAUGCGUACCUGAAAACCUCUUGUCGGUUGUUUUGAUUGCAACAAGAGCCGAGCAAACAAAUUACGCGAAAAGAAACCUAAAACGACUUCAUUGACGACGGGAAAAAUAUCGAUUUUUCCGCAAAAAGUACAUCAAAAGAACUGCAGUAAAUUUGGCACAGAGCUGUGACCGCGUUAGAGUGACGGCAAGACAAAAAAAUAAAGAAAAUCCGUGAAAAAUCAUGGGAAUCCUCAACACAAUCUCCGAAACCUUCUGGUCGACAGAUGUAUGGUUGCCGCCGAACACAACAUGGGCCGAUAUUGCACCAGGAUCACGACCGGAUGUUCAACACACAGAUUACCGGCACCUCGUUUGGCCACUACCGAUGGCCGUUGCCAUGCUUUUCAUUCGACACUGCCUCGAAAAAUAUUGGUUCGCUCCAGUGGGACGAUCGCUCGGAAUCCGCAGCACUCGGCCCAAGCCACCGCCAUUGUGUGCACCACUUGAUGCUGCGUACAAUCAAUGCACCAGAUUAAGUCACAAAACUGUCGUCGCAUUAUCUAAGCAAACGGACUUGUCGGAACGCCAAGUGGAGCGAUGGUGGCGCCGAAGACGUGCCCAAGACAAGCCCACGACGCUCGUAAAGUUCUGCGAAAACUCGUUCCGGUGCGUCUACUACACGUACAGCUUCAUCUUUGGCAUCGUCGUGUUGUGGGACAAGCCGUGGUUGUGGAACAUCAAGGAAUGCUGGUACAGUUACCCCCAUCAAUCCAUCUCAAAUGACGUCUGGUGGUACUACAUGAUCUCAAUGGCAUUCUAUUGGUCCCUCAUGGCGUCGCAGUUCUUCGAUGUGCGUCGCAAAGACUUUUGGCAAAUGUUCAUACAUCACAUCAUCACGAUUGCUCUCAUUGCCUUCAGCUGGAUUUGCAAUUUGCAUCGUGUGGGAUCCCUUGUGCUCGUUGUGCACGAUUGCGCUGACAUUUUCUUGGAGGCCGCAAAACUGACAAAAUACGCCCAAUACCAGAAGAUAUGUGACGCGAUAUUCGCCAUUUUCAUUCUCGUAUGGGUCGUUACGCGUCUCGGCAUGUAUCCACGCAUCAUUUACAGCAGCUCGUAUGAAGCCACGAAAAUUUUACCAAUGUUCCCGGCAUAUUACAUCUUUAAUAGUUUGUUGUUGCUCUUGCUAGUCCUCCAUAUUGGAUGGACUUACUUGAUUUUUCAGAUCGCUCGGCAAGCGUUACGGGCAGGACAGAUGGAUGGAGAUGUUAGAUCGAGUUCAGACGAAAUAUCCGAUAGUUCAGUGGAUAAUCCGGCGACGGCCGCGACAGCAAAUGGCAACGGAAAGCAUCUCGCCAACACCCAACAAACAAAUGGAACACCAAAGAGAGAAGCGAAUGGAAAUGCAAAAGCAACAUCGCUACAAUCAGACAAUCCGACGCCGCUUACGGCUCAGUAGUGUAACGGGCACCCCGACAAAGGCUCCGCGUCUCACGAGUCGCGAGAGAUCUGUAUUAUUAACCAGUACCAGUAACAGCAACAGCAGCAGUGAAUAAAACGGACCAUCUACAAAUUGCUACAAUUACAAGAGAAAAAGUGUACAAUAUGAGAGAAAAACUAACAAGUCCUAAUAAUUUUAAUCGACAGAAAGAUCAAACAACUUCUUUUUUUUUAAAGAUAAUAUGCUUAGAAACUACAAUUACAAACAAAGAAUAAAAUAAAAAUGGAAUCAAAACUUUUAAAAAAGAGUCUUUUUCACAAGAUUCUUUCAUUCCCGUUACUACUUUUAGCUUAGAUUUUUUUAAAAAAUAAAUAAUGGCCACGAUCUGAUGAAAAAAAAUGAUAUAAAAAGAAAAAUUUUAGAUAUUAAGGUGCGGUUACCGCUUAAAAAAAGUUUUUUGUUUACUUUUAAAAAAAAAUUAUCUCGUAAGCUGAGUGGAUUUUCACGCUUUUUAAAUGUAAUUCGUUUAUUUUUUUUUUACUUUUAUUCCACUCGUGACCUAAUCGAUAUUUGAUGCCUUGUUAAAGCUACUUAGGUUAGGAUUGCUUUUUUAAGAUGAUGAGAAAAAAAAAUUUCAAGGAAGAAUUUCACCAAAACCUAAAUUUUUGAGCAUUUUUUGAGUGAAAAGCUUUAAAUUUAAAAAAAUAAAUGAGUUGAAAGAAAUUUAUUUAUAUAACGAUAAUUAUUUUUAUU